GGAAAAAGUAGUUAUAAAACUAUCAACGAUUCGCCAAUAUCGAGAAUUGACUUAUCAAGUAGUUUAGUUCGAAGCCGAACAAAUCAGGUAAGUAAUUGGGAAGAAACCCUAAAAUAGAUCAUUGGUAAUAGAUCAUUGGUAAUAGAUUGGUAAGUUUUAGCAGUUUGUUUUAGCAGUUAAGAAAGAUGGAAACUCAUCCAAAUCAACACCAUAAUCUUCAAAUCAAGGAAUCGUUCUUGGUUGGAAGGGCUCUUCUUAACUUCACGUCAAUUUUCGUGUCUUUGGGAGUGUUUCUUUUUGGAUUUGAACAAGGGUUAAUGUCAUCCCUUUUAACCAAUGAGUUUUUCAAAGAUUAUUAUAAUGAUCCCAGUCCAGUUGAGGUUGGUUCAAUGAUUGCAAUUUUGGAAAUUGGUGCAUUGGGAUCAUCGUUUGUUGCAGGGAAAGUUGGAGAUAAAAUUGGUCGUCGUCGUACUAUUAGAUGGGGAGCAUUUAUAUUUGUCACUGGGGGUUUGCUUCAAGCAACCUCUAUUAAUAUUCUAAAUUUAUCAGUUGGUAGAUUUAUAACUGGGUUAGCAAUUGGUACUUUAACUACGAUUAUUCCUUGUUAUCAGCAAGAAAUUAGUCCUCCAGAUGAUCGAGGUUUUUAUGCAUGUUUAGAAUUUACGGGUAAUAUUAUUGGAUAUGCAACCAGUAUUUGGGUUGAUUAUGGAUUUUCUUUCUUACAAAAUAAUUUAAGUUGGCGUUGUCCACUUUAUGUCCAAUGUAUUAUGGGACUUUUAUUAUAUUUAGGAAGCUUUAUAAUUGUGGAAACUCCAAGAUGGUUAUUAGAUCAUGAUCAUGAUAUUGAAGGAAUGAUUGUUAUUAGCGAUUUAUAUUCCGAUGGUGAUGUUGAAGAUGAAAAUGGUAUUAAUGAAUAUAGACAGAUUAAAGAGAAUGUUUUAAUUGCUCGAGUGGAAGGUGGUGAACGUAGUUAUCAAUAUAUGUUUAAUAGAUUUAAAAAAAGAUUAAGUGUUGCUUGUUUUUCUCAAAUGUUUGCUCAAUUGAAUGGUAUUAACAUUGUUAGUUAUUAUGCUCCAAUGAUUUUUGAAAGUGCUGGUUGGCAUGGAAGAGAUGCUAUUUUAAUGACGGGGGUAAAUGCCUUGGUUUAUGUCGCUAGUACUAUUCCUCCUUGGUAUUUAGUUGAUUCUUGGGGUCGUAAACCAUUAUUAUUAUCGGGGGCAGUUUUAAUGUUUAUCCCUCUUUUAACUAUAUCCUGGUCUUUAUUUAUGGAUAAUCCUUGGACUCCUCAAGUUGUGGUGAUUUGUGUUAUAAUUUUCAAUGCUGCAUUUGGUACAAGUUGGGGUCCAAUUCCUUGGAUGAUGAGUGAAGUUAUGCCCAACUCUGUUCGUUCAAAGGGUGCCGCUAUGGCUACUGCAACCAAUUGGUUAUUUAAUUUUAUUGUUGGUGAAAUGACUCCUAUUUUAUUAGAUUUGAUUAAAUGGAAAACUUAUUUAAUUCCUGCUCUUUCAUGUUUCCUUUCAUUUUUCUGUGUCCAUUAUUUAUUCCCAGAAACCAAAGGGUUAUCCUUGGAAGAUAUGGGAUCAGUUUUCGAUGAUAAUUCUUCGAUUUUUUCUUUCCAUUCAAGUGGUGUUCAUGGAUCCACAUCUUCUUCAGUAAGAUCGGUUGAUUAUGGGUCUACAAGUGAUCCAGAUACUAGCCGUAGAAAUAGUAAUGUUGAUCAAUCUACAAAUGAUGUAUUUCGCCAACUGGCUGCAUCUUUAGCAAGAAAUCCAACAUUGAUGAAACCAGAACCAAAUGGGAUAAUUACUGGGGUCCCACCCCCCCAAUUACCAAGACAACAAUCUCAAGAAUUCAUUAAACCCGUGAAAUCGGACUCUUCGGUCCUCGAUAACUCUUCUACUCAUCAAGAAGUAUCUCCAACCGAAAUCGAACCACCUAGUUUCGAGGAAAUCUUCCAAUUCAAAUUAGCAGAACUAGAAAAACCCCUGUUAUUUAGUAGAUUUUUGAAUAAUGUUUUCAAUCACAUAAGUGUUGGCUUAUUCAAAUCCAAGAAAAGAGGCCAACAUAUCGAUGAAGAAACCCCCUUAGUCAAUUGAAGUUUAGAAUUAUACAAAUACCUCGAUUGUAAUGAUUGUAGUCUACGGGAAGUUUAGAAUUAUACAAAUACCUCG
Messenger RNA from Hyphopichia burtonii NRRL Y-1933, 2171 nucleotides. It is a transcript of the gene HGT3, whose product is annotated as Hgt3p. Gene Ontology annotation, cellular component: membrane. NCBI's taxonomy places the organism in Eukaryota, Fungi, Ascomycota, Pichiomycetes, Serinales, Debaryomycetaceae. Gene Ontology annotation, biological process: transmembrane transport; carbohydrate transport. The record is from RefSeq and is a predicted model, not a curated record. The transcript has a single exon. The coding region runs from base 186 to 2096 and encodes 636 amino acids. Gene Ontology annotation, molecular function: carbohydrate:proton symporter activity.